Anopheles bellator is the source of this 3012-nucleotide messenger RNA. It is a transcript of the gene Golgin104, whose product is annotated as tropomyosin Tod p 1.0102. The record is from RefSeq and is a predicted model, not a curated record. Gene Ontology annotation, biological process: vesicle cytoskeletal trafficking. The coding region runs from base 204 to 1385 and encodes 393 amino acids. Lineage: Eukaryota; Metazoa; Arthropoda; Insecta; Diptera; Culicidae. Gene Ontology annotation, cellular component: trans-Golgi network. The transcript has 7 exons. Gene Ontology annotation, molecular function: small GTPase binding.
CAAUAUUUAUUCAAAACACGCAUUUUCAAUUGAAAGGCACUUUAUUUAAUGUAGAAAGUGAAAUUGUAACAAACUUGUAACUCAGGAUAUUGUACGAUUUGUGUUUGCUACCUACACAGAGUUUUUGUUUAGUUUACAUUCUACACAGAGUAUGAUACCACUAACUGAUUUAACCUGAUGUAACUGAUUUCUGCUAUCGAAUAAUGGAUAUGGAAAAAAAUCAAUCGAGCGAUAUGGCCAACCAAUUGACGAUGAACUGUAGUUGCUUCCAGACGGUGGUAGAAGUUAAGGCCCAACUGGCCAAACUUGAAAGAAUAAAUGAAACACUCCAGAACAAACUAGAAAGCCACGUUAAGGAUAACGAAAAUCUGGUCAUCAAAUAUGCCUUUGUAGAAAAAAAGGUUAUAGAUCUAAAAUCAUUAGUGGAAGAAAAAGAGAGUAAACUUCUCAAGAACGACCACGAAAUAGCGGGAUUACAAAAGCAAAUCAGUACGAUACGCGCGGAAAAGCUGAAGCUACAGCAAAGUGUCGAUUCGAAGCUUGCAGUAACCGAAGAAACAAAGAAUAAUGCGGAACACGCGGCCGAAAUGGACAAAAAAUAUAUGGAAUUCCAAGCAAGAGAAAUAAUGUUGAAGCAUGCUUAUGACGAACAAGCAGCAAAAAUGGCUUCAUUGCAAAAGAUAAAUGGAGAUCUUCGAGAGAGUUUAGUCAGUCAAGAAAAAAAAUAUGCUUCAUGCAUGAAUACGUUAACAGAUAGUGAAAAUGGUAAACAGGAACUAAGACGGCACACGAAACAACUUCAGGAAGAACUAGAGCUGCACUCACUAAAAAUUGAAGAACUGGCAACUAAACUGAAUGAUGCGAGUGUUGCUGCACUGGAGUCAUCACGCAUGGAAGCCACCAUACAAAUGCAGCAGAAUGAGCUGAAGCAACUACAUACUUUGCUCGAGGAACAGACUAGUGAAGCCGAGGCAAUGAAGGCAAAUGAAUUGGAACUUCUAGCGUUGAAUAGAGAUCUGAGCGAGCUGAAUUGUCUGUUGCAAAAAGAAAUCACUAAUCGAAAAUGCAACACGCUGGCAGUUACUUUGGAAUACGAGAAAUUUGUAAAAAUGUGUUAUGACUACGAUGCGCAAAUCGCCAGCUUAGCCAAUUCGCUUGCUGUCGAGAGACAAGAACGUACAGAGGAGCGAUUGUUAAUGGCCAAACAUAUUGCUGAUAAAACCAGAAAAUUGGAUCAUACAGAGCAAUGUUUGCAACAAACAUUAAAUGACCUUGAGGCGCAUAGGAAAAAGCAUGAAGCUAUCGUUAAGGACUUUAAACGUGAAAUGAAAAACGUGCAACAUGCUUGUGUAAAAAACACACCUGCAGUCGGUGAAAAAUCUUGAGCGACAAUUAGCGAGUUCAAAAUCAUUGUGUACAAAAUCAUCGUGUACAAAAUCUUUAAAACGAUUAAUUUGAUUUUUAAUUUAAUCAUAGCUUAUUGAAACAAUAUACAUCACAUUGUUUUGAUUAACCACAUAAUUAGAACCACAAUGGUCAUACAAGUCAUUUGCAAUCAUUGCACUAAAUGUUUGUUGUUACUUAUAAAUUAUAUUUAUUCAGAAAAUAUAGUCAAAUCAUAAAACGACAACAUGCAUGGCUAUAAUGAUAAAGGUUUAAAAAUUAGAUUCACUGGCACGUUAGGUACAGUAACAAGCUUUAACACCGGCUUUACUUCAGGAUGUUGUUUUGGCAGAUCCACCUGAUAUCGCAUUAAUAUCUAAAAGCAAAAUACAAAUUAGUUUUACAUGGCACAGUCACAGCUAACGUUAACUGUGUCUAACCAUCGAUAUCAGAUAGUACAUCUGAAGCUGUGCGAUUUUUUUCCCAAUGCACGAACGGGCGCCCAUAGCAAAUGGUAAUGAUGCCGAUGGUGUUGCUGAAAUGAUUCGAUUUUCACUAUUGGUUCGUUGCCAGCGAAAUGGAUCAAAUUCGUUGGAUGCACAGAAAAAUCUUGAGUCUCUUCCGGCACUGUAUAGUGACAGCAAUAUUAAAGUCUGAAAAAUAACGAAUACCGAUUACUGUAUCAUACUUUCUCAGUUUUGCUCCGAAUAUAUUACCUCUUUGGGAAUUUUGUAGCCACAAAAUAGUGCAUCACUGUCAAUGAAUCUUCCUACAAAGGGAGCUACUGGAUAAAGCCUUAGUGCUUCUCGGACCACUCCUUUUAUAGCAGAAGAUUCUAAGCAGGCGGCAUCAUCUAUGUUUUUGCGUACAGUGUUUUGGACUCUUUGAUUCGAUGCUAGCAAAUAAAGCGCCCAAACAGUGGCAAAAGCAGUCUGAACACAAACAUAAUUGUUAUUUGAACAAAACUUCGGUUAAUAGUGCAGACAUACCGUGUCACCCGCAGCAAUUACGAAAUCUACAAAGAUUCGCAUCAUUAACGAUUGAUCCAUUCGAGCCAUCAUGUGUAACAAUCCAUCGUCCUGGUUGGUAUGUUGUGUCCCGAAUUCGAUUAUAGAAGUAGCUUGGCAAAAUAACGAACAGGAUGUGGAAUUGAUUUCAAUCGUCUAUGUAACAAAAGACCUGACUGAAACAAACGCAUCAACAAAACAAACAUACCUAAUUUCACUGUUUUUGGAAUAAUCUCUUCAAACUCUUUCCAUGAACGGAGAUUCAUUCGCUCCGCAAUACCAGGUGGUAUGUUCAUAAGUUCUGCGCUGCAUCGGAAUAUCUUGUACACCUCUUUGGAGAACUCAUCAACGAGAUCGCGAAACACCUUCGACUUUUGGCACUGUUGGAAUGAUGUUCCUAGCAUAACACUUAACACGACUGACACAGUGAGUUGAAGUAAAAAUAGUACUUGAAUUUGUCGUUUUAUAAAUUAACACAAUAAAAGAAAAAAAUCUUUAAUCAUACCUUCCACCGACCACUUGUACAAAAAUGGUUCAAUGUUCUUGGCAACAGAAUUAUCAUCACAGCUAGUUUUAAUUUCCAUUACCUUUGCAGCGCAUACGUUUCGUAUUGGCAUUUUCA